Messenger RNA from Papilio polytes (common Mormon), 2896 nucleotides. RefSeq lists its product as uncharacterized. The coding region runs from base 5 to 2296 and encodes 763 amino acids. The transcript has 5 exons. Gene Ontology annotation, molecular function: chitin binding. The record is from RefSeq and is a predicted model, not a curated record. NCBI's taxonomy places the organism in Eukaryota, Metazoa, Arthropoda, Insecta, Lepidoptera, Papilionidae. Gene Ontology annotation, cellular component: extracellular region.
CUGUAUGCAAUUCACAAUUCGUUUACACCGCGAAGCGCGCCGCACGUAUGCGCGAGUUCAACGUCUAUUUGUGUUUUACGUAAAUAAUUAUUUUUGCGUGUAUACUUUGGAUUUUAUUAAUUUAAAUAUGGAGUACACAUUUUGGCCUCGGAUGUUUAUAUUAUGUGUUAUCCCGAUUAUCGUAACUCCAAUCACAAUAUCCCCUAAUGGAAACAGUCCUGAAAUUAAAAUGGUCGGAGGGGCCAGAGUCGAUUUACAAAAAGGUUUUGUGCCUUCUAGAAUAAAAAACGAAGGAAGUAGUGUAAGGAAAUAUGUUGACAAAAAUAAACCCCUAAAAAUUAAUUCAACAAAACUGGCUAUAAAUGAAAGAUACAGACGUUUAAUACCAUAUAUGACGUUUUAUUACGCCAAUGAUCUAGUACCGCCAACAACAGAGGCAUACAACAAAAAUAACGUUGAAGUUGAAAAGGCACAAAUAGUAGAAGCAGGUACAAUACAACCCCAAAUGCAACGCGGACCGAAAGUGGUAUAUUCUACAAGCCGCCAUCAAAACAUACCAAGAUAUCAAGGAAAUCGCUUAACCCAUUUCAACAUUGCCUCAGCAAAUCCAACAAAAAUAUUUUACAGUAAAGAAGGUUAUCCAAUAGUUGUACAAAAUGCACCGAAAUUAACACAUAACUAUAAUCCGUUAAUAUUAGAUCACAAUGUUGAACACGAUUCUAGGAGAUACGUUUUAAAAGAACAUAAAAUUCCCAAUGUACAAUACACUACGCCCAGAAAGCCAUACAUAAAUGUCCAUCAUAACGAAGAAAAUGGUAAUGCUCAAUAUUACUAUCCUGAAAGAGAUGAUAUAAAAUACAAACUUGUGCCGUAUGAUCAAACCCCACCUAUUAAAAAUUCGCCUCAAAUUGAAUACGAUAAUGCGCCUAAGAAAUUUUAUAACAUUCCUUCGGUAGAUCCAAACGAAUCUGUGUACAUUAAGCCCAGACCUCAUCCGCAAUAUCAUUUUGAUGAAAUAAAAACUGAGCAUGGUAAAAAUAGAAAACCUCCUGUUACUAUUUCCGAAGUUUAUUACGAAAAGCAGAAUCCGUUACCAGUGGUAUCCGAACCCGUGAUUGAAACAGGUUUUAAGCCUAUUAUAAGCCAAACAACACAAACAUCUAAUCCCGUAGCAUACACACAAACGUUAUCCGCCUCAGAUCCUAAUCAUUAUGAUGUUGAAAAACAACAAGAAUUACAAAUCGAAAGCGGACCUGCCUUAGAGGAUAAUGAUAAAUCCCAGUAUGAACAAUUCGUAAUCGAACAACCUACAUACAAAUCACAACCAGAAACGUCCAAUGCUAUAACUAUUGCAGAUCUUUUGAACUCAUUACAGUUAAAUAAAUCUAUUCCAAAACCAAUUACAAAAGAAAAUGUGGGUUCAUCUAUAAGAAUUUUGUUACAAGCUUUGAACGAUUUGAAGGGGAAACUUCAACAAAGUGAGGUAGACUCUCCAGUUCUUAGUUCACCUACGCCAUUUGAAGCUCCGAAACCAUUGGUUACUACUGUAAAACCUAUAAUACACACUACAAGUGCGCCCGCUAUUGAAGAAAGUGGUUUAAGCGAAGAAGCCUAUUUAGCGGAAGUUGAAAAUCCGUCACAACAUUUAGACGAUUAUACAAGUACCAGUCAACGAUUUCCUCUACCUAUAACAUCUGACGAAGAAGGUGGCACGCCCGGUCACCCUGGAAUUGACUAUCCGAUUUUGACAGUAAUACCACAAACUAAAUUCGAUUGCAAGACUCAACGCUACAAAGGUUUCUUUGCUGAUCCAGAAACAAGAUGUCAGGUAUGGCACUACUGCGAUUUAAAUGGUGGGCAAGCUUCAUUUUUAUGUCCGAAUGGAACUAUAUUUUCUCAAGCGGCUUUAACCUGCGACUGGUGGUUCAACGUUAAAUGUUCUUCGACAGCGCAGCUUUAUGUACUCAAUGAAAGUUUAUACAAGUACAUAUUACCACAUUCACCGAAGUUCCCUGAAGAUUAUAGUGGGCCAUUAGUUGACAAAUAUUUGACAUUGAAAUUUAAAGAAAUGGAGGAAGAAUUUAAAAAGAACAAAAACAAGAAUAAGCAGAGUGCUGAAGAUAAAAUGGACAGCGACGAAGAUGAUGAUUCUAAAGAGGGUGAAAUAGAUGAAGUGUCAGAAAGCUCAGAUGAGAAAGAUGACGGAGCAAAUAAACAAUCAAAUAAAGUGAGUGAAUCAAGCGUUAUUGUAGCAACAUCAGGGGCCAGCGGGAAUGUCCAAAGGUUAGAAGACUAGAUUCAAAGAUGUGAGAACAGCAAAUUGUAUGAACUAAUUUGAUCUGCCAUUAUGUAAACAUCAAUGUACCUAACGAGGCAAUAAACUGUGAUAGUUUAACUUUUUUAUUAAGACUUUCUUCGUUACUUGUAUUAUUACUUUUUACAGUUCUUUUAUGAUUUAUCCAAAAUUUUGUUUAUAACCGAGACAAAGUCCUUGAGAUCGACUUUACGAUAUUUGAAUAAAAUUUAAGUUUUUUUUGUAAACGGCGAUACAGUAGUGUGUUUUGCACUAACUAUAAGUGCGUUUUGGCCAAUGUUCCGUUAGGCCACCGUUCCGCUGGCAUGACUGUAAGUUAUUUAAUUGCUACACACACGCAAAUUAACAUUGAAACCUUCGCAAGUUUCGCUAAUAAGAAGGAAUAAAGGAUUCUUUGAUUUUAACAAGCUUAUUUUUAUACUUAUUUAUAAAAUUACGUUUCUACUGUUGGAAAACAUGGCGAGUAUAAUGCCCAAAAUCGUAGUCGGUGAAAUAAUUUAAACGUGCCAUUUUAAGUCUCUAAGCGGUGAUUUGAAGCGUAGUUGUGCAAAAUGUUUUAAAUAUUUUCAUACAUUGAUUAAA